AUUCAGCCCUGCCAGCUGGUAAACACACUUGGCUUGCUGUCCACGAAGGAGGCUCGAACCCGAGGCUAGGCUAGAGCUCCGAAUAAGCCAAUUCAUAAGAGUUUCUGAUAAUUAAUAUCUAUAACCAAAAUAGUAAAGCGCCAAAUUAUACUAUUUAUUAAUUUAAGAAAUAUAGCAGCCACCAAAAGGGAAAAGAAGGCGAUGUCAAGCCUCUGCGUCAUCGCGCUGCAGUGCGUAAAGGGAGCAUCACAAAUCACAUUUUCACUUUCAUUCGUGACGCAGCGGUUUGUAAUGCACCAGUACGCUGGAUGCCAACCCCCGUAAAACAAUAAUAAUAACAAGAAGAAGAAGAACACACAAUGGCUUCGGGUUUACUGAAGAGGAACAUAGCGCUAUUCAAAAUCUGUGUUUAUUUUUUAGAAAACCUGGUGAAAAUGAAGCUUCUCUUUAUGUCGCCCUUAUUAUUCUGGCAUUUGCUCCACCAUGGUGCAUCUGGUGUUGAUAUAGACGGAGUGUUACUGAUGGAGGGAGAUUCAGUCACUCUACACACUGGUGUUGAAACAAACCAACAAGACAAAAUUAGAUGGUAUUUCAAUGACACUCGCAUCGCUCACAUCACUGGAGAUCUCAGUAAGAUCUGUACAGAUGUUCAGUGUAAUGAAGGUACUGAGAGAUUCAGAGACAGACUGAAGCUGGAUCAUCAGACUGGAUCUCUGACCAUCAUGAACAUCAGAACCACAGACUCUGGAGUUUAUAAACUACUGAUAAGCAGCAGCAACUUCGACAGUGAAAAUAUCUUUAAUGUUAUUGUACAUGGUGUUCCUGCUGCUGAACAUGAUAAAAUGAAGAGAAAGUCAGUGAAGAAGGGAGAAUCUAUUACUUUACAUUCGGAUGGAGUAAAAAAAACAAAUAAUUUAAAGAUGUGGUAUUUUAAUGACAUUCUCAUCACUGUAAUCACUGGAGAUCAGAGUGAGAUCUGUACAGAUGAUCAGUGUGAUGAGAGAUUCAGAGACAGACUGAAGUUGGACAAUCAGACUGGAUCUCUGACCAUCACAAACACCAGAACCACCGACUCUGGACUUUAUAAACUACAGAUCAGCAGCAACAGAUUCAGCAUCGUAAAGACAUUCAGUGUUAGUGUCACUGCUGCUGUUCCUUACAAACCCACCAGAUGACACCUUUAUCAAAUAAAUCAAUGUUAUACAACUUUUCACUAAAUAUCAAAGUUUUUUGUAUCGUUGUUUAUCAGUCCAUCUAAUAAUGACUGUCUCUCUUUAGCUGUUCCAGAUUCAACUGUUGUUGCUGCUGCUGUUGUUGUUGUUGUUGCUGUUCUGCUGGUUGUAGUUGCUGGUGUGAUUUACUGUCACCACAGGCGAGCUACACAAUGGGGAAA
Messenger RNA from Onychostoma macrolepis, 1393 nucleotides. RefSeq lists its product as uncharacterized. Lineage: Eukaryota; Metazoa; Chordata; Actinopteri; Cypriniformes; Cyprinidae. The transcript has 4 exons. Bases 360 to 1175 code for a protein of 271 amino acids. The record is from RefSeq and is a predicted model, not a curated record.